Messenger RNA from Penicillium roqueforti, 774 nucleotides. RefSeq lists its product as uncharacterized. Bases 1 to 774 code for a protein of 257 amino acids. The transcript has a single exon. The record is from RefSeq and is a predicted model, not a curated record. NCBI's taxonomy places the organism in Eukaryota, Fungi, Ascomycota, Eurotiomycetes, Eurotiales, Aspergillaceae.
AUGCAAAAACAUCGCAGGCAGGUUUAUCACGUCUCUAUCGCUGCCGCUGCCAGCGGAAGGCCAAGAAUCAAGCGGGAAGAAGACUCAUCAAUAAACCCGAACGGUCAACCUGUGUACUGCCAGCAAUUAACGACAAGUGGGAACCUCAGCUUUAUCGUUACGCUAGAUCCAGCAGAGGCUACGCCAGAUCCAGCAGAGGCUACGUCAGAUCCAGCAGAGGCUACGCCAGAUCCAGCAGAGCUAUUAAGCGUCCAGAUACAAGAGGGUGGUGCCGAAGACCAGAUUUGUCGCAAGGGCAAGGAGCGAGCUGUUGCUCCUUCUGGCGAUAGCGAUAAUAGCGAUGCUCAUCCUGACGACGGCGAAGAGCACCUUCCCGAGACGCCUCGGGAAUCCGUGAAGAAACGUGCGGCUCCUGCGACUCCCGUGGCGGCAGGCAAGCCGUCGAAAAGGCCGAAGAAGUCGGCGAGUGGAGAAGAGGUUCCGAUUCCUCCUUCUGCAGAGUGGGCAAAGCCUCUUUCUGGACCAGAGUAUGACGCUUCAAUAUACCAGACUCCUCUCGACUGGCCCAUGGUGUACAAACUGAACGAUGAGGAGUGUGUACUAGAUAUCUUCGAGCGGCUUCGGUCUGUGCGUCGUCGUGUGGAUGACGACUAUUGGUGUAUGCGUGCCGGGAUGAUCGCUCUCGGCUGGUGGGCUCCGUCUAACGACACCGACGCCGAAAGCAGUGAUGAUGAGGAUGCUGAUUCCGUGGAUUUCCUGAACACCCUGGUCUGA